This is a messenger RNA of Callorhinchus milii (elephant shark), 343 nucleotides long. RefSeq names its product reactive intermediate imine deaminase A homolog (gene rida). NCBI's taxonomy places the organism in Eukaryota, Metazoa, Chordata, Chondrichthyes, Chimaeriformes, Callorhinchidae. The record is from RefSeq and is marked provisional. Gene Ontology annotation, cellular component: cytosol. Gene Ontology annotation, molecular function: deaminase activity.
UUGCCGGGCGGUCGAGUGGAGAUCGAAGCGGUGGCUGUUCUGGGACCUAUUGUUGAUAGCCCCAUGGACAAUAAGCUAUAAAUUGGUGUUGGACGCUGUUGGUGAUGAUGAGAAGCCAGUGACUAAGAUUACACUACACCAUUGUUGGUUUUACUUUCCUCUAUCUUCUAAGUGACGAUUAAUUAUUUUGAAUUCAAAAACUGCGAUUCCAGAUCAAUUAGGAGAUAGAAUCAUCAUUGUCCUCUGCUGGAUUGAUUGCUUCCUCGGUCUACUGUAACAAGAGCCAUUGUUGUCAGUGUGUAACUGCCUGUGCCAUGCACCUCACAAUAAAAGUUUUUUUUCC